Formica exsecta is the source of this 1362-nucleotide messenger RNA. RefSeq lists its product as uncharacterized. Bases 1 to 1362 code for a protein of 453 amino acids. Gene Ontology annotation, molecular function: RNA-DNA hybrid ribonuclease activity; nucleic acid binding. The transcript has a single exon. The record is from RefSeq and is a predicted model, not a curated record. Lineage: Eukaryota; Metazoa; Arthropoda; Insecta; Hymenoptera; Formicidae.
AUGCCCAGAGUGAAUAUUCUCAGGGCUAUUGCUGGCAUUAGAUGGGGUGCCCACCCCUCGAACCUUCUCAAUGUUUAUAAGGGCUUUAUUAGACCGCUAUUGGACUGGGGAUGUCAAUCCUUCAAUCCACUGAAUGAACAACUCUAUUUGAGAGUUAGUCGCCUACAAUACACGUCCCUAAGAAUUGUGUCGGGUAUGAUGAUUACCACUCCUACUAACGUUCUGUUGGAUAUCAACGGCGAGUUUCCGCUGGACUCGCGCUGGUUUUGCCUCACUUCCAGAUUUUUGGCCAAGACUAUGGCGCGGUGCUCGCAUCCGCUAAGACAACUGAUAAUUGAUCUCCGUGACCAACAGGACAUCGAGAAAGAUAACAUCUGUUACUUGUUGGACGUUUAUUUUGCUCACGCGGAUCUCUUUGAGCAGAUUGACUCUUUUCGUUUGCCUGGUUACCUCGACUUUCCGUACGAGUGCAGACAUUUUGAUCCCGUAAUCAAUACGGACUUGGGUCGACAAGUUGCGAUAGAUCCCGAUCCUGUUUCCUCCUUCGAGCUCCUCACAUCCUCUUUGGAGUUUGAUGCCUUAUUUUAUACCGACGGAUCCCGAUCCGAGUCGGAUGGCAGAGUUGGCUGCGCUGCGUUCUCUCCGGAGCUCGAUUUGGAGCAUAAGGAAAGAAUUAACAAUAACUGUACCAUUUUUGAGGCUGAAGCAUUGGCCAUACAGUAUGCGGUUGAUACAGUUCUGAAUGAGAAGAUAAGAAAAACGGUAAUAAUUUCCGAUUCCUUGAGUGUGUUGUCUAAUCUCGAGAAUCCGGUGUCGACGGGCAUAUUGCACCGUGGAAUUCUGAAAAUCAAGAGAUCUUUGUUUGAAUGUUUCAAACAAGAAUUUGAAGUCCAUAUCUACUGGAUCCCCAGUCACAGGGGCAUCCCCGGUAAUAAGAGGGCGGACGCCCUUGCUAAAGAAUCUUUGCGUCUUCCUGACACCUUCCUCCUUAGUAAGUGUCACUAUACCAAUCUCUAUUCCAAGUUCAAAGCCUUGUCAAAAAGUAGAGCUUCUCAAACCAUCCUUGCUGAAAGUCGUUACAAAGGGACAAGAUAUUUCAAUCAUGUGCGUGACGUUCUCGCACCUCCGUGGUACUCCAAUAAGAAAAAUAUUAAGGAGGAUCUUCCGAGACCAUUUAUCACCUUUAUCUCAAGACUGAGAUCCCAUCACACGUCAACAAAAGACCAUCUCUUCAAAAAAAACAUUACUGACUCCUCGGAGUGCUCGUGUGGUCAUCCUUCCCAGGACAUGAACCACGUUUUCUGGUUCACGACGACUCUAAUCUGCUCAUUACUCGGUUGCAUGGGAUUACUCCCGACAUAG